AAUGCUGCUUCUCCUUGUUGAACAAGUGAUGCCCACACUGUGGAUAGUCCUCAUCAUGGUCUUUCUCAUCCUCACCUUGCUCCUGGCCCUCCGUUUUGGUGGUGUCUAUGGAUACGGGUUGUACAGGAAGUGGACAGAGAAAAUCCCUAACCCAAGCAAGAGCCUCCUGUUCCAGGAUGGAGGUAAAGGACUCUGGUCUGCUGGUGGCAUGGCAGCCUCCGCCUCUAAGAACCCCACUCCCCCGAAACCACAGAGCAGCCUUUUCACUGAGCAACAAGGGGUGUCGUAUAUGCACUUGGAGGACACUCAUCACCAGGACCAAGAGGAAAAGAUCAUGGACCAUGGUCUUCGAAUCUCUUCCCUAGCCAUGGAGACAUGA
Molecule: messenger RNA, 379 nt
Organism: Mastomys coucha (southern multimammate mouse)
Lineage: Eukaryota; Metazoa; Chordata; Mammalia; Rodentia; Muridae
Product: interleukin-3 receptor class 2 subunit beta-like
Exons: 5
Coding region: 2-379 (125 amino acids)
Source: RefSeq, a predicted model, not a curated record